GCGUGGAGCCGCCGCCGGGUGCGUCCCCGCUGGUGUGGAUGGCCGCCGAGGACACCGCGGACGUCUCCAAGGGGACUCCGAUCGCGGUGCUGCCGGACGCGGCGCUCAUCAGUGGAGGUCGCGGCAUCAUCCCGUGGGGCAACAGCCCGUUGUUCGUGAGACGUAUGCCCGAGGCCGACUUCUACAGACUCGUGCAUGACGACUUGAGGGUGCUGCCAGUGGUCACGGACGCGUCGGGCGAGCAGGACAUCAGCUUCGCGGAGGCCGUCCCAGCCACGGACCCCGCGCUUCCCCGCGGAGGCAUCGGCCUAGACGGGCCCGUGAUCACGUUCUGGCAGCUGAAGCAAAUCAGGGACGACGACAUGAAUCCCGACCAUCGUCAUGAGAGAUGGGUGAGGUCUGGACGCGUACCUGAAGGUGAUAGGUCGGUGUAUGAACAUCAGGUUCUGUGCAGGAUACUGGACGCGUCCGCCACCCGCGACCAACUCAAUCUGCCUGCCACGAAGUGGGCGGCAGGCGGCGGCGCCAACCCUGCGCUGGCGCAGUAUGUGGCUGGUCAGCUCAAGGACCAGGCGGCGAUCACCAAAGAGCGCAGGAAUGCCCGCGAGGAGGCCGCGCAGGCCAGCGGGGCGGUGAAGUGUUACAGCCUCAGCUUCGCCAGCCACGCGCCCCUGAAGUUCUCGGACCCUCCUGUGCUCACCGAUAUG
Prorocentrum cordatum is the source of this 707-nucleotide messenger RNA. The record is from the annotation of a GenBank genome assembly. Lineage: Eukaryota; Dinophyceae; Prorocentrales; Prorocentraceae.